GAGUUGUGCUUCGCGACGGUUGGUGAUCUUAAAAGUGCUCCGAACACGAACAGUGCCCGCAGUCUCUCGGUUUUGGUGUUAUUUUUUGUGGCUCUGCAUCUGUAAUUGUAUCUGUAUCUCGAUCGGCUCCAACCCGCUGCAUCCGUAACUCUCUCCCCCUCCCAAGUGCGUGUGUGUGUGUGUGUGUGAGCGAGAGUGCUAAGCUUUUUGCUCACACGUCUAACGGUUGCCAAAGUGUGCGUAUUGGUGCCUUAACUUGAACCACGGGUCGCAUGUUCGUGUGCGUCUAAUAAAUAUAUUUAAAAAUAAGCAUUUCGACAUACCGUCGUGGAAAUUAUGUGACACACACCAGUCCAAAUACCAACAAGCACGUCCCAUUCAUUAGCGCGUUAAUAUUAAAAAGCCAUCCGAGUGCCAAAAGCAACGAAGCGAGCAAUAAUUGUGAUUAAUAACAACGAAACAAACGAAUUUCGACCGCAAAUUAGCCGCAUAAGGCCAUUCAAAUAGCAAUAGUCCAGCCAGGUGCACUACUCACGGCACCCAAACGGUGAUUACCUCAUCUGUGUCAGCGCUCCGCCAGCAAAAUGGUAUCAAAAAGCAAUAAAAAGAAACAAGUGUCUCAGCAGCAGCAAUCGCAGCCGCAGCAGCAGCAGCAGACGUCUACGUCGACGCCGCCAGCCACAUCGACCACAACAUCGACGUCGUCGUCGGAGGCCACGAAGCUUACCAAAAAAUUGGGUCCCGAUGCGUUCGCCACUCUGACCACCAGCAACAGCUCCAGUUCCAUGCAACACGAAUCGGUGACCUAUGGCGGUGAUCCUGUCGUUGCCAGCACUUCGGGUACUUCUCUGCCAGCGGCUGGAGUGAGGAGCUACAGCAGUCGGAGCCAGAGCAAGAGCAAGGCUUCCCAGUCGCAUUCCUCAUACACAGAGCAAUCUCAGUCCCAGCUGCAGUCCGAGCAGUACAGCAGCAAGAUCUCGCGGGAUUAUGCCAAUCAGAAGAUCAUAUCAUCGAUUGAUCUGCUCGAAAGUGAAAAGAAGGAUCCCGUAUUCUCGGUGCCCAUCGAAGUGGUGGAGAUCACAACGCCCACGCUUUCCAUCUCCGCCAGCGGGGGCAGUGUCUCGAAAAUGUUCACAUCCUCGUCGAUGUCUUCCAGCCAACAGCAACAGCAGGCCAGUAGCUCCAGCUCGUACUUCCAAGCCACAACCAGUUCCAGCCAGAGCGCCAACGAAACGCUGAUUGCCAGCGAGAGAGCCGAUACGGCUACCGGUAUGACAUCAUCCGUACCGAGGAAACAGGUUGGCUUCGAUACAGACACCAAGACAGUGACAAACGCCACCACCAGCAGCAGCAGCAACAUCAACAGCAGCAGCAGUACAAGCACAAACAUCAACAUCAACACCAGCGGCAGCCGCAGCAGCAGCAGCAAUUUGAGCGAAUCUCAGAGCGUGCCAAAGCUGCCAAUGAGCGGAACAGCUGAUGCUCCCGCAUCGGUGACGUCACAAGGCUACCCCGAACCGGUUGCCGCGUCGUCUGGCGCGACCACAACAAAGGCGACGUCAUCGACGCGACGCAACGAUAAACUAGAAGUGGCCAGUGCUAACACAGCUGUUGAUAGUGCUACGUCAUCGUCGUCGAUGGUCGACCAGAGGUCCAGCAAAGAGGUCAGCGAAAGUUCAGUGCUGAAGAGCUCCACCAGCAGCAAGCAAUCGAAGACUUCGUCCAAGAAGGAGGUGUAUGAUGUGAAGACCAAAACCUGGACAGAGUACUGCGAUGGCAGCUCUCAGGGACCCAGUAAGACACGGCCGACCUUCGAGCGGUAUGUCAGCAAGGAAUCCGAUGGCAGCUCCAAAGUAACGUACAAGAAGAAGAUAUACGACAGGCGCAACAAUCGGUGGCGCGUGGUAGACGAACGGACGGUGGACAGCACCGCCGACACGGGCUAUCCCGAAAUAGUCGAUGAUGUCAUUAACACAACAAGAACCACAUACACCACCAAGGUGUACGACACGAAGCUCGGCAAGUGGACUGUUGUGGACGAGAAGUCGUUCACUGAUACGAAAGCUUUUGUGCCCAAUGACAUUGCUCGUGAAAUCGAGAAAGAUAAUACCGAUGUUGCAAACAUAACGACUACAACGGAGGUGACGAAGAUUUUCGAUGCGAGCAUCAACGACUGGCGCGUUCUGGAUGAGAAGGUGCACACGGAUGUUAUUGAGAAGAUCGUAGAGGCUCCCAAAAAGACCAUUUACGUGGACGAGUUUGUGGAGAUUGAGAAGAACACUUCGAUUUCUGAGAACAACGAAAACAUAACCCUGAACUUGAAUGAGACAUCGAAACACAAAAAUAUUACCGAAAAUAUUUAUGAUGAAAUCGAUUAUGUGCGCACUGAUAAGCAACGCCUAAACGACUCAAGAACCCGAGGAGUUGUAAAAAACAAGUCAACAACACAUAGUGAAAGAUGCAUUUGUGAAAUCUGCACAUGCGGGCGACACCAUUGCUCAAGCAGUACAACGAAAUCUACAGAAAAUACUGUUAUUCAAACCGAUGUUCUUACAGAUAACGUUGACGAAGCAUAUACAAGGAUACGUACAAAUACAUGGUCGAAAAAAGAUAAUGGAAACAUUCCAAAGCAAAACGAAGACAUUCUAGUGGACUAUAUUGUCAUUAAGAAGCCGGAAGAUAACUUAAGACCAGAGGGAGACUUUAUUGUUCCUCCGAAGGAGCCAUACAAGCCGGGAGAAAAACGUGAAAAGAUUGUGCAUUCCGACAACCUUCGUACAGAAGGAGAAAUGACUUUUGUAGAGAGGGAGGAAUAUCAAUAUACCGUUCGUCCGGGCUAUGUUAAGCCCACAGAUAAUCUAAAGCCAGAAGGCGAGUUUUACAGUCCAGAAAAACCUAGGUACCAACCAGGAGAUCGGCCUUCUCAAGUGCGACACACAGAUAAUCUAAAGCCAGAAGGCGAAUUUUACACGCCGGAGAAACCGGGAUACGCUCCAGCCGAUCGCCCCAUACAAAAAAGGCCGGUGGAUAACCUCAAGCCAGAGGGCGAAUUCGCAUCCCCAGAAAAACCCAAAUACACCCCCGCUGAAAGACCUGAAAAAAUUAUAAGAAGUGAUAACUUGCGAACUGAAGGGGAAAUGACAUUUGUAGAGCGAGAGGAAUAUCAAUAUGUUUCACGACCGGGACAAGUCAAGCCAACGGAUAACUUAAGACCAGAGGGUCAAUUUUAUAGUCCUGAAAAGACAAGUUAUCGCCCUGGCGAACGUCCAUCUCAAGUGCGUCCAGUUGAUAACCUUAAACCAGAAGGUGAAUUUUAUACUCCCGAAAGACCAGGAUUUCAACCUGCGGAAAGGCCAGUUCAAAAGAAACCGGAUGACAAUCUUAAACCAGAAGGGGAAUUCGAAAGGCCAGAGAAACAAAUUUACAAGCCGGCCGAUAAAACUGAAAGAAUAAUUCGGACAGAUAAUCUUCGUACGGAAGGAGAAAUGGCAUUUGUAGAGAGAGAAGAAUAUCAAUAUGUGGAACGUCCUGACCAGGUUAAACCAUCGGACAAUCUUAAGCCAGAAGGAGAAUUCUACAGUCCUGAGAAACCUAAAUACAAGCCUGGUGAAAGACCUUCCCAGGUUAGGCCAGAAGAUAAUCUGAGACCAGAGGGCGAAUUCUACACACCGGAAAAGCCAGGAUUCAGGCCUGCUGAGAGGCCCGAGCAAAAGAAACCACAGGACAACCUUAAACCCGAGGGCGAAUUCUACAGUCCCGAAAAACCAAAGUACAAGCCCGGCGAAAGACCUUCCCAGGUUAGGCCAGAAGAUAAUCUGAGACCAGAAGGCGAAUUCUACACACCGGAAAAGCCAGGAUUCAGGCCUGCUGAGAGGCCACAGCAAAAAAAACCAUCGGACAAUCUUAAGCCUGAAGGAGAAUUCUACAGUCCCGAGAAACCAAAAUACAAACCUGGUGAAAGACCUUCCCAGGUUAGGCCAGAAGAUAAUCUGAGACCAGAGGGUGAAUUCUACACACCGGAAAAGCCAGGAUUCAGACCUGCUGAGAGGCCGGAACAAAAGAAACCACUGGACAAUCUUAAACCCGAGGGCGAAUUCUACAGUCCCGAGAAACCCGAGUACAAGCCCGGCGAAAGACCUUCCCAGGUUAGGCCAGAAGAUAACCUCAGACCAGAGGGUGAAUUCUACACACCGGAAAAGCCAGGAUUCAGGCCUGCUGAAAGACCAGUACAGAAAAAGCCACAGGACAACUUAAAGCCGGAAGGCGAAUUCGUGAAGCCUCAGAAACAAGUUUACAAGCCGGCCGAUAAAACUGAAAGAAUUAUUCGGAAAGAUAAUCUUCGUACGGAAGGAGAAAUGACGUUUGUAGAGAGGGAAGAAUAUCAAUAUGUGGUACGUCCGGAUCAGGUUAAACCAUCGGACAAUCUUAAGCCAGAAGGAGAAUUCUACAGUCCUGAGAAACCUAAAUACAAGCCUGGUGAAAGACCUUCCCAGGUUAGGCCAGAAGAUAAUCUGAGACCAGAGGGCGAAUUCUACACACCUGAAAAGCCAGGAUUCAGGCCUGCUGAGAGGCCCGAGCAAAAGAAACCAGAGGACAACCUUAAACCCGAGGGCGAAUUCUACAGUCCCGAAAAACCAAAGUACAAGCCCGGCGAAAGACCUUCCCAGGUUAGGCCAGAAGAUAAUCUGAGACCAGAAGGCGAAUUCUACACACCGGAAAAGCCAGGAUUCAGGCCUGCUGAGAGGCCGGAACAAAAGAAACCACAGGACAAUCUUAAACCCGAGGGCGAAUUCUACAGUCCCGAGAAACCCAAGUACAAGCCCGGCGAAAGACCUUCCCAGGUUAGGCCAGAAGAUAACCUCAGACCAGAGGGUGAAUUCUACACACCGGAAAAGCCAGGAUUCAGGCCUGCUGAAAGACCAGUACAGAAAAAGCCACAGGACAACUUAAAGCCGGAAGGCGAAUUCGUGAAGCCUGAGAAACAAGUUUACAAGCCGGCCGAUAAAACUGAAAGAAUUAUUCGGAAAGAUAAUCUUCGUACGGAAGGAGAAAUGACGUUUGUAGAGAGGGAAGAAUAUCAAUAUGUGGUACGUCCGGAUCAGGUUAAACCAUCGGACAAUCUUAAGCCAGAAGGAGAAUUCUACAGUCCUGAGAAACCUAAAUACAAGCCUGGUGAAAGACCUUCCCAGGUUAGGCCAGAAGAUAAUCUGAGACCAGAAGGCGAAUUCUACACACCGGAAAAACCAGGAUUCAGGCCUGCUGAAAGACCAGUACAGAAAAAGCCACAGGACAACCUUAAGCCGGAAGGCGAAUUCGUGAAGCCUGAGAAACAAGUUUACAAGCCGGCCGAUAAAACUGAAAGAAUUAUUCGGAAAGAUAAUCUUCGUACGGAAGGAGAAAUGACGUUUGUAGAGAAGGAAGAAUAUCAAUAUGUGGUACGUCCGGAUCAGGUUAAACCAUCGGACAAUCUUAAGCCAGAAGGAGAAUUCUACAGUCCUGAGAAACCUAAAUACAAGCCUGGUGAAAGACCUUCCCAGGUUAGGCCAGAAGAUAAUCUGAGACCAGAAGGCGAAUUCUACACACCGGAAAAGCCAGGAUUCAGGCCUGCUGAGAGGCCAGAGCAAAAGAAACCAGAGGACAACCUUAAACCCGAGGGCGAAUUCUACAGUCCCGAAAAACCAAAGUACAAGCCCGGCGAAAGACCUUCCCAGGUUAGGCCAGAAGAUAAUCUGAGACCAGAAGGCGAAUUCUACACACCGGAAAAGCCAGGAUUCAGGCCUGCUGAGAGGCCCGAGCAAAAGAAACCACAGGACAACCUUAAACCCGAGGGCGAAUUCUACAGUCCCGAAAAACCAAAGUACAAGCCCGGCGAAAGACCUUCCCAGGUUAGGCCAGAAGAUAAUCUGAGACCAGAAGGCGAAUUCUACACACCGGAAAAGCCAGGAUUCAGGCCUGCUGAGAGGCCCGAGCAAAAGAAACCACAGGACAACCUUAAACCCGAGGGCGAAUUCUACAGUCCCGAAAAACCAAAGUACAAGCCCGGCGAAAGACCUUCCCAGGUUAGGCCAGAAGAUAAUCUAAGACCAGAAGGCGAAUUCUAUACACCGGAAAAACCAGGAUUCAGGCCUGCUGAAAGACCAGUACAGAAAAAGCCACAGGACAACUUAAAGCCGGAAGGCGAAUUCGUGAAGCCUGAGAAACAAGUUUACAAGCCGGCCGAUAAAACUGAAAGAAUUAUUCGGAAAGAUAAUCUUCGUACGGAAGGAGAAAUGACGUUUGUAGAGAGGGAAGAAUAUCAAUAUGUGGUACGUCCGGAUCAGGUUAAACCAUCGGACAAUCUUAAGCCAGAAGGAGAAUUCUAUAGUCCCGAGAAACCUAAAUACAAGCCUGGCGAGAGACCUUCCCAGGUUAGGCCAGAAGAUAAUCUGAGACCAGAGGGCGAAUUCUACACACCGGAAAAGCCAGGAUUCAGGCCUGCUGAGAGGCCCGAGCAAAAGAAACCACAGGACAACCUUAAACUCGAGGGCGAAUUCUACAGUCCCGAAAAACCAAAGUACAAGCCCGGCGAAAGACCUUCCCAGGUUAGGCCAGAAGAUAAUCUGAGACCAGAAGGCGAAUUCUACACACCGGAAAAGCCAGGAUUCAGGCCUGCUGAGAGGCCAGAGCAAAAGAAACCAGAGGACAACCUUAAACCCGAGGGCGAAUUCUACAGUCCCGAAAAACCAAAGUACAAGCCCGGCGAAAGACCUUCCCAGGUUAGGCCAGAAGAUAAUCUGAGACCAGAAGGCGAAUUCUACACACCGGAAAAGCCAGGAUUCAGGCCUGCUGAGAGGCCAGAGCAAAAGAAACCAGAGGACAACCUUAAACCCGAGGGCGAAUUCUACAGUCCCGAAAAACCAAAGUACAAGCCCGGCGAAAGACCUUCCCAGGUUAGGCCAGAAGAUAAUCUGAGACCAGAAGGCGAAUUCUACACACCGGAAAAGCCAGGAUUCAGGCCUGCUGAGAGGCCGGAACAAAAGAAACCACAGGACAAUCUUAAACCCGAGGGCGAAUUCUACAGUCCCGAGAAACCCAAGUACAAGCCCGGCGAAAGACCUUCCCAGGUUAGGCCAGAAGAUAACCUCAGACCAGAGGGUGAAUUCUACACACCGGAAAAGCCAGGAUUCAGGCCUGCUGAAAGACCAGUACAGAAAAAGCCACAGGACAACUUAAAGCCGGAAGGCGAAUUCGUGAAGCCUGAGAAACAAGUUUACAAGCCGGCCGAUAAAACUGAAAGAAUUAUUCGGAAAGAUAAUCUUCGUACGGAAGGAGAAAUGACGUUUGUAGAGAGGGAAGAAUAUCAAUAUGUGGUACGUCCGGAUCAGGUUAAACCAUCGGACAAUCUUAAGCCAGAAGGAGAAUUCUAUAGUCCCGAGAAACCUAAAUACAAGCCUGGCGAGAGACCUUCCCAGGUUAGGCCAGAAGAUAAUCUGAGACCAGAGGGCGAAUUCUACACACCGGAAAAGCCAGGAUUCAGGCCUGCUGAGAGGCCCGAGCAAAAGAAACCACAGGACAACCUUAAACCCGAGGGCGAAUUCUACAGUCCCGAAAAACCAAAGUACAAGCCCGGCGAAAGACCUUCCCAGGUUAGGCCAGAAGAUAAUCUGAGACCAGAAGGCGAAUUCUACACACCGGAAAAGCCAGGAUUCAGGCCUGCUGAGAGGCCAGAGCAAAAGAAACCAGAGGACAACCUUAAACCCGAGGGCGAAUUCUACAGUCCCGAAAAACCAAAGUACAAGCCCGGCGAAAGACCUUCCCAGGUUAGGCCAGAAGAUAAUCUGAGACCAGAAGGCGAAUUCUACACACCGGAAAAGCCAGGAUUCAGGCCUGCUGAGAGGCCAGAGCAAAAGAAACCAGAGGACAACCUUAAACCCGAGGGCGAAUUCUACAGUCCCGAAAAACCAAAGUACAAGCCCGGCGAAAGACCUUCCCAGGUUAGGCCAGAAGAUAAUCUGAGACCAGAAGGCGAAUUCUACACACCGGAAAAGCCAGGAUUCAGGCCUGCUGAGAGGCCGGAACAAAAGAAACCACAGGACAAUCUUAAACCCGAGGGCGAAUUCUACAGUCCCGAGAAACCCAAGUACAAGCCCGGCGAAAGACCUUCCCAGGUUAGGCCAGAAGAUAACCUCAGACCAGAGGGUGAAUUCUACACACCGGAAAAGCCAGGAUUCAGGCCUGCUGAAAGACCAGUACAGAAAAAGCCACAGGACAACUUAAAGCCGGAAGGCGAAUUCGUGAAGCCUGAGAAACAAGUUUACAAGCCGGCCGAUAAAACUGAAAGAAUUAUUCGGAAAGAUAAUCUUCGUACGGAAGGAGAAAUGACGUUUGUAGAGAGGGAAGAAUAUCAAUAUGUGGUACGUCCGGAUCAGGUUAAACCAUCGGACAAUCUUAAGCCAGAAGGAGAAUUCUAUAGUCCCGAGAAACCUAAAUACAAGCCUGGCGAGAGACCUUCCCAGGUUAGGCCAGAAGAUAAUCUGAGACCAGAGGGCGAAUUCUACACACCGGAAAAGCCAGGAUUCAAGCCUGCUGAGAGGCCCGAGCAAAAGAAACCACAGGACAACCUUAAACCCGAGGGCGAAUUCUACAGUCCCGAAAAACCAAAGUACAAGCCCGGCGAAAGACCUUCCCAGGUUAGGCCAGAAGAUAAUCUGAGACCAGAAGGCGAAUUCUACACACCGGAAAAGCCAGGAUUCAGGCCUGCUGAGAGGCCGGAACAAAAGAAACCACAGGACAAUCUUAAACCCGAGGGCGAAUUCUACAGUCCAGAGAAGCCUAAGUACAAGCCCGGCGAAAGACCUUCUCAGGUUAGGCCAGAAGAUAAUCUAAGACCAGAAGGCGAAUUCUACACACCGGAAAAACCAGGAUUCAGGCCUGCUGAAAGACCAGUACAGAAAAAGCCACAGGACACUUUAAAGCCGGAAGGCGAAUUCGUGAAGCCUGAGAAACAAGUUUACAAGCCGGCCGAUAAAACUGAAAGAAUUAUUCGGAAAGAUAAUCUUCGUACGGAAGGAGAAAUGACGUUUGUAGAGAGGGAAGAAUAUCAAUAUGUGGUACGUCCUGAUCAGGUUAAACCAUCGGACAAUCUUAAGCCAGAAGGAGAAUUCUAUAGUCCCGAGAAACCUAAAUACAAGCCUGGCGAGAGACCUUCCCAGGUUAGGCCAGAAGAUAAUCUGAGACCAGAAGGCGAAUUCUACACACCGGAAAAGCCAGGAUUCAGACCUGCUGAGAGGCCGGAACAAAAGAAACCACAGGACAACCUUAAACCCGAGGGCGAAUUCUACAGUCCAGAGAAGCCUAAGUAUAAGCCCGGCGAAAGACCUUCUCAGGUUAGGCCAGAAGAUAAUCUAAGACCAGAAGGCGAAUUCUACACACCGGAAAAACCAGGAUUCAGGCCUGCUGAAAGACCAGUACAGAAAAAACCACAGGACAACUUAAAGCCGGAAGGCGAAUUCGUGAAGCCUGAGAAACAAGUUUACAAGCCGGCCGAUAAAACUGAAAGAAUUAUUCGGAAAGAUAAUCUUCGUACGGAAGGAGAAAUGACGUUUGUAGAGAGGGAAGAAUAUCAAUAUGUGGUACGUCCUGAUCAGGUUAAACCAUCGGACAAUCUUAAGCCAGAAGGAGAAUUCUACAGUCCUGAGAAACCUAAAUACAAGCCUGGUGAAAGACCUUCCCAGGUUAGGCCAGAAGAUAAUCUGAGACCAGAAGGCGAAUUCUACACACCGGAAAAGCCAGGAUUUAGACCUGCUGAGAGGCCGGAACAAAAGAAACCACAGGACAACCUUAAACCCGAGGGCGAAUUCUACAGUCCAGAGAAGCCUAAGUACAAGCCCGGCGAAAGACCUUCUCAGGUUAGGCCAGAAGAUAAUCUAAGACCAGAAGGCGAAUUCUACACACCGGAAAAACCAGGAUUCAGGCCUGCUGAAAGACCAGUACAGAAAAAGCCACAGGACAACUUAAAGCCGGAAGGCGAAUUCGUGAAGCCUGAGAAACAAGUUUACAAGCCGGCCGAUAAAACUGAAAGAAUUAUUCAGAAAGAUAAUCUUCGUACGGAAGGAGAAAUGACGUUUGUAGAGAGGGAAGAAUAUCAAUAUGUGGUACGUCCUGAUCAGGUUAAACCAUCAGACAAUCUUAAGCCAGAAGGAGAAUUCUAUAGUCCCGAGAAACCUAAAUACAAGCCUGGUGAGAGACCUUCCCAGGUUAGGCCAGAAGAUAAUCUGAGACCAGAAGGCGAAUUCUACACACCGGAAAAGCCAGGAUUCAGGCCUGCUGAGAGGCCCGAGCAAAAGAAACCACAGGACAACCUUAAACCCGAGGGCGAAUUCUACAGUCCCAAAAAACCAAAGUACAAGCCCGGCGAAAGACCUUCCCAGGUUAGGCCAGAAGAUAAUCUGAGACCAGAGGGCGAAUUCUACACACCGGAAAAGACAGGAUUUAGACCUGCUGAGAGGCCGGAACAAAAGAAACCACAGGACAACCUUAAACCCGAGGGCGAAUUCUACAGUCCCGAGAAAUCCAAGUACAAGCCCGGCGAAAGACCUUCCCAGGUUAGGCCAGAAGAUAACCUCAGACCAGAGGGUGAAUUCUACACACCGGAAAAGCCAGGAUUCAGGCCUGCUGAAAGACCAGUACAGAAAAAGCCACAGGACAACCUUAAGCCGGAAGGCGAAUUCGUGAAGCCUGAGAAACAAGUUUACAAGCCGGCCGAUAAAACUGAAAGAAUUAUUCGGAAAGAUAAUCUUCGUACGGAAGGAGAAAUGACGUUUGUAGAGAGGGAAGAAUAUCAAUAUGUGGUACGUCCGGAUCAGGUUAAACCAUCGGACAAUCUUAAGCCUGAAGGAGAAUUCUACAGUCCCGAGAAACCUAAAUACAAACCUGGUGAAAGACCUUCCCAGGUUAGGCCAGAAGAUAAUCUGAGACCAGAGGGUGAAUUCUACACACCGGAAAAGCCAGGAUUCAGGCCUGCUGAGAGGCCGGAACAAAAGAAACCACAGGACAAUCUUAAGCCCGAGGGCGAAUUCUACAGUCCCGAGAAAUCAAAGUACAAGCCCGGCGAAAGACCUUCCCAGGUUAGGCCAGAAGAUAACCUCAGACCAGAGGGUGAAUUCUACACACCGGAAAAGCCAGGAUUCAGGCCUGCUGAAAGACCAGUACAGAAAAAGCCACAGGACAACCUUAAGCCGGAAGGCGAAUUCGUGAAGCCUGAGAAACAAGUUUACAAGCCGGCCGAUAAAACUGAAAGAAUUAUUCGGAAAGAUAAUCUUCGUACGGAAGGAGAAAUGACGUUUGUAGAGAGGGAAGAAUAUCAAUAUGUGGUACGUCCGGAUCAGGUUAAACCAUCGGACAAUCUUAAGCCAGAAGGAGAAUUCUACAGUCCUGAGAAACCUAAAUACAAGCCUGGUGAAAGACCUUCCCAGGUUAGGCCAGAAGAUAAUCUGAGACCAGAGGGUGAAUUCUACACACCGGAAAAGCCAGGAUUCAAGCCUGCUGAGAGGCCGGAACAAAAGAAACCACAGGACAACCUUAAACCCGAGGGUGAAUUCUACAAUCCCGAGAAACCUAAAUACAAGCCUGGUGAGAGACCUUCUCAGGUGAGGCCAGAAGAUAAUCUGAGACCAGAGGGUGAAUUCUACACACCGGAAAAGCCAGGAUUUAGACCUGCUGAACGACCUAAACAGAAAAAACCUCAUGAUCAUUUAAAACCAGAGGGCGAUAUGGUUAUACCAGAAAAGGAAAAAUAUAAGCCUGCCGAUAAAGUAACAAGAGUUAUUCAUAAGGACAACCUUCGCAGUGAAGGAGAAAUGACUUUCACGGAAAAAACUGAGUAUCACCAUAUCGUUAGACCCACCCCAGUGAAGCCUGAAGAUAACCUGCGAACCUCUGGUAAGUUUUACGUCCCUGAAAAGACCGCUCAUACCAAUGGUGAACGUCCCGAGCCGGUUAAGCCUAAGGACAAUUUGAAACCAGAAGGUAUAAUGUAUACCCCGGAAAAACCGAAAUAUGAGCCCGCUUCGCGUCCAGAACAGAAGAAAUAUGCCGACAACUUGAAACCUGAAGGUAAGAUGCACAUUCCCGAAAAGGAUGGGUACCGGCCUGCCGAUAAGGUGAAGACGGUUAUUAGAAAAGAUAAUUUAAGAACCGAGGGAGAAAUGACAUUCACCCAGAAGGAGGAAUACCAUCAUGUUAAACGGCCGGAGCAAGUAAAGCCAAGUGAUAACCUAAAAGUCGAAGGUGAAUUCUAUACACCCAAUAAAACCGCCUUUAGGCCUGCUGAGCGACCAAUUCAAAAGAGACCAAAAGACAAUCUUAAGUCUGAAGGAGAAUUUUAUAAGAGAACAGACCGAAGCGAGACCGAUAGCAAGAUCGUUACAGAAACCGUUAAGCGAGAAACGCCAAAACGUCCUGUUGACAAUCUAAAGCUAGAAGGGUCUAUGACCGUAACCAGAAGAGAUGACUAUAGAAAUACGGCCAAAACAACGGUUGAGAAAGUGCAACGUACUCAAAAAAUUAACCACAACAGUUCAUCAAUUACCUUGGGUAGUGAUACUACAAUCCGAAAAACUACAAAUCAGAUGAACUAUGUGUCUGGCAAGGACGCUGUCAAACAAGUCGAUUCGAAUAGUCAAAACCCGGUUGACGGUCUCAUUGUUGUAUCAACAACAAAAGUAACUACUGUCAUAGGAGGGCGUCAUAAGAAGGAACCAGAAACCGAGUAUGUCAAGAGGCCGGCAAAGGUAAACGUUAUAGAAAAUGUUGCCAAGAAUACUACUACGACAAACAUCGAAAACACUCAAAACAUUCAUAAAGAAUCGACGUCUUUGCAAAGAAAUCAGAACGUCAUAAAAAGUUCUGCCUUAACUACGGAAAGCAUCACGGGUACGGAUUUAUCCAGUACCGCGGUUGAAUCUAGUCGUAGACAUUUAACCGAUAGGAACACUGGCGACAUAAGCUCAAGAGUUAUUUCCAGUGGAUCAGUAUCUAAUAACGUAACUGGAGAAUCAUCGUCUCGCGUGAUUUCAGGCAGAAAUGUUACUAAUAACAUGACUGAGAACUCGACUUCCCGAGUGGUGUCAGGAAGAAAUGUAUCCAGUGAUGCAAUAGGCGAAACCACCACUCGUAUUGUAUCCGGAAGAUCUGCCUCCAAUAACAUUAUCGGCGAUACAACAAGCCGUGUUCUGCCUGGCAGCACAGUGGGACAUAACAUCAGCGAAGAUUCAACAUCGCGAACGGUCUCAGGGGGUAGAACUUCCACCAACAACAUUGUGACUGGAAGCACAUCCUCGCAUAUGACCACUUCAAAGCACUUCCAUCACCGAAAGAGUGAAUUCUCCUCAGAAGCCGAUGUCUCCAACACGGUCUUCCAUCGCAAAAACAUAACCACCGAUUCGAAUGCGGCCAAUGGCAGCCUAACGUCCAAUGGAAAGAUGCAGCGCAAGAGCAUACUGAAUCUACACGAGCAGCCCUCGAGCACCACCACCUAUGGUGGAGAGCGUCAGAGUUACAGCAGCAUCCAUCGCCAAAACCGGGACUCUGACGCUAAUGCAACUUUUACGACCGAGCGUCGUACCUGCAACGUACACAAAGAGAACAGGGAGCACAACGUGAAGAACUCAUCCUCAAUGACCCGCAUAAUUUCUGGUGGGGCCACCGGUUCGAAUGCCGAACGGUCAACGGUGGCACGCAGCCAAGUUUCGGGUGGUGGCGGCAUUGAUUUUUCGUCUCAAUCUCAUUCCCACAGCGGAAGCCAUACCAGCCGUCACCGAGGAAAUCAGCAGGUGUCCAGCUUAGGCGGUGGCAUCGAUUUUCCCUCCUACAGUGCACAUGGCCACACGGAGCGUGUGGUCACCCGGCGAGGAAAUCAGUCCUCAAUUAGUCUGGGCAAUGAAAAGUUCACCGGCUCCAGUUUGUACAAGAGCGAAUACAUAACUGCCCCAAAAACGACGUGUGCUGUGCAUAAGAUUAAACAAGGUGCAUUCCAACAUACAAGGAGUACUCAAGAACACAAGUUCUUCAAGACCUCAAACUAAUAUAGCCCGACUACGAGUAUAUACAUAUCCUUUGCUUUACUAAUACAGAUAUCCCAUAUUAAUGAUAGGCUAAGCUUCCAUGACAAUAUACGUUUUAUACAAUAUACAAACCAAUCCGAAAAUGAAGAUUAACAAUAAAGACAACAUUCUUGAAUCGA
This is a messenger RNA of Drosophila yakuba, 14221 nucleotides long. It is a transcript of the gene Sdb, whose product is annotated as titin. The record is from RefSeq and is a predicted model, not a curated record. NCBI's taxonomy places the organism in Eukaryota, Metazoa, Arthropoda, Insecta, Diptera, Drosophilidae. Gene Ontology annotation, cellular component: centriole; cytoskeleton; ciliary basal body. The transcript has 5 exons. Gene Ontology annotation, molecular function: microtubule binding. Gene Ontology annotation, biological process: microtubule anchoring. The coding region runs from base 585 to 14063 and encodes 4492 amino acids.